Molecule: messenger RNA, 1867 nt
Organism: Capsella rubella
Lineage: Eukaryota; Viridiplantae; Streptophyta; Magnoliopsida; Brassicales; Brassicaceae
Product: galactan beta-1,4-galactosyltransferase GALS1
Exons: 2
Coding region: 224-1711 (495 amino acids)
Source: RefSeq, a predicted model, not a curated record
UCCACCACAUCACACAGUCACACACAGACACUACUCAUAUGUGAGCCAGCCACGAGUCCUCUCCCUCUCUUCCUUCUCAUUCUACUACACGCCGUGUCGGCAAAGCCUCUCCUCGUUCCUUCUCUCUGACGCUUGUCGUCACACCUUUUUAAAAUAUUAUUAUAAAAAAUAAUUGAACCGAACCGAAACGGUGCGUUGUUAGACUCACCGGCGCCGGAAAACCAUGAGGAAGGAGGUCUUACCGCCGGUUUUGUCAACCACCACUGUCUGCUUCGAGAAGAAACCAUUAAUUGCUACAUUGCUAGCUCUCUCCCUCGUCAUGAUUAUCUGGAACCUUCCUCCUUACUAUCACAACCUCAUCUCCACUGCUCGUCCCUGCUCCGCCGUCACCACCACCAACGUACUCUCCUCACCGAACUUCACCGCCUCUCUCUCGACGAAUUUCACCACCUCACUCUCAACCACAACCGCAGCAGCUUCUCAGAAGUACGAUUCCACUCCCUCAGAUCCGAACAAGCGAGUUUUCCAACCUUUCGGUAACGCCGCGGCGCUUUUCGUACUAAUGGGAGCUUACCGCGGCGGUCCAGCGACCUUCUCCGUUAUCGGACUCGCCUCGAAGCCGAUCCACGUCUUCGGGAAACCAUGGUACAAGUGUGAGUGGAUUUCUAACAAUGGAACUUCGAUUCGAGCUAAAGCACAGAAGAUUCUACCAGAUUGGGGCUACGGCCGAGUCUACACCGUCGUCGUCGUCAACUGCACUUUCAAUUCUAUCCCUAACUCCGAUAACACCGGAGGUAAGCUCAUCCUCAACGCUUACUACAACGAAUCUCCCAAACUCUUCGAACGAUUCACUACAUUAGAGGAAUCAGCCGGAGUCUACGACGAAUCUAAAUACUCGCCGCCGUAUCAAUACGAUUACCUUUACUGUGGCUCGUCGCUGUACGGUAACGUGAGCGCUUCGCGUAUGAGAGAGUGGAUGGCUUACCACGCUUGGUUCUUUGGAGAUAAAUCGCAUUUUGUUUUCCACGAUGCUGGUGGUGUGUCCCCGGAAGUUAGGAAAGUUCUUGACCCGUGGAUUCGAGCUGGGCGGGUUACGGUUCAAGAUAUUAGGGAUCAGUCUCAGUAUGAUGGUUACUACUAUAAUCAGUUUCUCAUUGUUAAUGAUUGCUUGCAUCGGUAUCGGCAUGCUGCUAACUGGACCUUCUUCUUCGAUGUCGAUGAGUAUAUCUAUUUGCCGCACGGCAACACGCUCGAAUCUGUGCUCGACGAGUUCUCGGUUAAUACACAGUUUACGAUUGAGCAGAAUCCAAUGUCUAGUGUUCUUUGCUUAAACGACUCCUCUCAAGAUUAUCCUAGGCAAUGGGGAUUUGAGAAGCUGCUAUUUAAGGAUUCAAGAAGGAAUAUACGCCGUGAUAGGAAAUAUGCGAUCCAAGCGAAGAACGCAUUUGCCACAGGAGUUCACAUGUCUGAAAACAUAGUAGGCAAAACACUACACAAGACAGAGACGAAGAUACGUUAUUACCAUUACCACAACACCAUAACAGUGCAUGAGGAGCUUUGCAGAGAAAUGUUACCAAAUUCAGCAAAGAAGAAAGUGACAUUGUACAAUAAGCUACCGUAUGUGUACGACGACAACAUGAAGAAGCUAGUGAAGACGAUUAAAGAGUUUGAGCAGAAAAAACUUGGGACGGAUGUGAAGAAUUUCUCAUGACCAAAGGAUAUAAUAACUUAAUCUUUUCUCUAAUAAGCAUUUUGUCUAUAAAGGUAUAGUUGUUUCUGUUUACUUGUAUCCAUUUUUCCUUCUGUUUUAUCCUCUUUUACUAUUUCAUUAAUGACUUUAAUCAAUAGUACUACAGUAUUUUUUGAA